AAAUGGAAGUAAGUGACACUACGGAAAAUAUAAAAAUGGAUAUUGAUUCUAAAAAGAGAAAAAUGGAUACAGAUACUGAAAAAAUUGGAAUGGAUAUUGAUUCUAUUGAUAGCGAUGAUAUAAAAGGUUUUGAAUAA
This is a messenger RNA of Racocetra persica, 137 nucleotides long. Lineage: Eukaryota; Fungi; Glomeromycota; Glomeromycetes; Diversisporales; Gigasporaceae. The record is from the annotation of a GenBank genome assembly.